Antechinus flavipes (yellow-footed antechinus) is the source of this 1576-nucleotide messenger RNA. It is a transcript of the gene TMEM208, whose product is annotated as transmembrane protein 208. Gene Ontology annotation, biological process: vacuolar protein processing. Lineage: Eukaryota; Metazoa; Chordata; Mammalia; Dasyuromorphia; Dasyuridae. The coding region runs from base 567 to 1358 and encodes 263 amino acids. Gene Ontology annotation, cellular component: intracellular membrane-bounded organelle. The transcript has 6 exons. The record is from RefSeq and is a predicted model, not a curated record.
UAGGUAAGGUUACCCAGAAACACCAGUUUGGCAGACCAGCGCGGUAGGGGAUUCUGGGGAUUUGAGAUUCUUUAUAUAGGCUCCCUACCGCCCCCGCGGAAUCCGGCCGGACCUGGGAACAAGGUUGGGGAGGGGUUACCUCCGUCCCGGUGAAUGAAGCAACUGGAAGGGGCGGGAGGUGGGGGAGGGACAGGUGGUAGGGAUCCUUUGGGGGGAAGGGGGCCUGUAGAGGGAGAUAUAUGGUUUGGAGUUGGACGGGAAACGAGUAAAAUGGGGCACAGAGCGGUGCAGUGACUUGUGGCGGGGGAAAAGCGCCGGUCUAGCCUGUGCCCGAGAUGGGAUUUGAACCCAGCUCUUCCGUCCUCCCACGCGGCGCUGCCUCCACCUUCCACGAGGGCCAUUUCGGAGCGGGGGUGGGGUGUGGUGUGUGAAAGCAGAUUGGGCUGGAGGCCGCUGAGGACCUGACCGUUAAUAUGAACACUAAAGCGUAGGCUGGACGUUUUCUGGGAGACCUCAGGCCCGGGGACGUGAGCUCUACUCUCACCUCAGGGGGAAGCGACUCGGCCAUGGCCACUAGUCUUCCCCCAGCCCGGCCUCCGCCCGCCGCGCACGGGCUGCUGGAUGUCGUAGUCCAGUCGAGGCUCCGGGCGGAGUCGUUGGGAGGAAGUGCACAGCGUACUUCCGUCGCCCGCCUUGAUGUCAUUGACACCCGACCCUUAACCCUCCCUCCCCCUUUCCCAACCCGGAGCGCUUUCUCUGCUGAGUUGGUGCUUCCUGGAGCCCUUCGCCGCCGUUCGUCUCCCUCUCCGCUCCGGAGCUGGUGGCUCGGUGACACCAUGGCGCCCAAAGGGAAGGUGGGCACGAAGGGAAAGAAGCAGAUAUUUGAAGAGAAUAAGGAAACCCUGAGGUUCUACUUUCGGAUCAUCCUGGGUGCCACUGCAAUUUACAGCCUCGUGACGCUCGUCAUCUUCUAUUCUACAGCAUCUUUUUGGGCCUGGACAGCCCUCGUGUUCAGCUUGGUCGUGUAUGGGGCCAGCUACCGCUCCAUGAGCUCCAUGGCCAAGGCGGCCUUCUCAGAUGACGGCGCUCUGGCGGACAGUGGCAUCGACCUCAACAUGGAGCAGGGAAUGGCAGAGCACCUGAAGGAUGUGAUCCUGUUAACAGCCAUUGUCCAAGUGCUCAGCUGUUUCUCCCUCUAUGUGUGGUACUUCUGGCUCUUGGCUCCUGGCCGGGCACUCUACCUCCUGUGGGUAAACAUCUUGAGCCCCUGGCUCACAGCUGAGUCAGCCAACUCCAUUGUUGAGCCCAAUGAGAAGCGCCAGCGACGGCAGGAACGCCGACAAAUGAAGCGGUUGUAGCCAGCACGGUGGCGGAGGGCCGGCCACAGCCACCGAACUGAGCAGGACUGAGCGAGGCUCUCCCGGGUUGGGCAGGCCCUACCUAUCCACCACCUGGGUCCUGCCCCAUGACUUCCAGAGAGAGACUGCGGAACCUGGACGUCUGGACAAACUGGGUCAGGGUGGGCAGGGGAAGGGGGCUGGCUUGUUAUAAUAAAAAGCCAAAGCUGGGAGCUGCA